GUCAUGGCGGCGUACAGAAUCACUCCAGCCCUGCAAAGAGUUUUACAUGCAGUAAAGCAUGUCUCAUUCCAUUCGAGGUGCUGCGUUGUCACCUGCCGUGCUCAGUACUCAACUGUGUACGACCCAAAUGAAAAGACCUUUGAUAAGAUCCUCAUUGCAAACAGAGGGGAAAUCGCCUGCAGGGUAAUUAAAACCUGUAAGAAGAUGGGAAUCAAGACUGUAGCCGUGCACAGCGAUGUGGACUCCAGCGCGGUUCACGUGAAGAUGGCGGACGAGGCUUUUUGUGUGGGUCCUGCCCCCACUAGCCAAAGCUACCUCAACAUGGACGCCAUCAUGGAGGCUAUCCGCACCACCGGAGCUCAGGCUGUACACCCAGGUUACGGGUUUCUCUCCGAAAACAAAGAGUUUGCCCGGAGACUGGCCGACGAAGGGGUCACGUUUAUUGGCCCCGACACACACGCCAUACAGGCUAUGGGUGACAAGAUAGAGAGCAAAUUAAUCGCCAAAGCCGCGAAAGUCAACACCAUCCCCGGCUUCGACGGAGUGGUCAAGGAUGCAGAAGAGGCAGUGAAGAUUGCAGGGGAGAUUGGUUAUCCCGUCAUGAUUAAGGCGUCCGCCGGCGGCGGAGGUAAAGGCAUGAGGAUAGCCUGGAAUGACGAGGAGACCAGGGAAGGGUUCCGUUUCUCCUCCCAGGAAGCUGCGUCCAGUUUUGGGGACGACCGUCUGCUCAUUGAGAAAUUCAUCGAUAACCCCAGACACAUCGAGAUCCAGGUUUUGGCAGAUAAACAUGGCAAUGCCCUGUGGCUGAAUGAGAGGGAGUGCUCCAUCCAGAGGAGAAAUCAGAAAGUGGUGGAGGAGGCACCCAGUACGUUUCUGGAUCCUGAGACAAGGCGUGCUAUGGGAGAACAAGCCGUCUCUCUGGCCAAAGCGGUGAAGUACUCCUCAGCCGGUACUGUGGAGUUCCUCGUCGACUCCCAAAAGAACUUUUACUUCCUUGAGAUGAACACACGCCUGCAGGUGGAACAUCCGAUCACAGAAUGCAUCACCGGACUGGAUCUAGUGCAGCAGAUGAUCCGCGUUGCCAAGGGUUACAAGCUCGAGCACAAACAGGAAGACAUCCCCAUUAACGGCUGGGCUAUCGAGAGCAGAGUUUACGCUGAGGACCCGUACAAGUCGUUUGGCCUUCCCUCCAUCGGACGACUGUCCCAGUACGAGGAGCCGGUGGACCUGCCCAAUGUUCGAGUAGACAGCGGAAUCCAAGAGGGAAGUGACAUCAGCAUCUAUUACGACCCCAUGAUCUCCAAACUGGUCACAUAUGGUUCUACACGAGCUGAGGCACUGAAGAAAAUGGAAGACGCGCUUGACAAUUAUGUCAUCAGAGGUGUGACCCAUAACAUUCCUCUGCUCAGAGAGAUCAUUGUCCAUCCUCGUUUUGUCUCCGGCGACAUCAGCACCAAGUUCCUCCCUGAGGUGUACCCCGAAGGGUUCAAAGGUCAUCAGCUCAGCGUUGCCGAGCGACGGGAGCUCCUAGCAACUGCCGCCUCGCUCUACAUCGCGGCUCAGCUCCGCUCGCAGAAGUUCCUCGGAAACCUGAGGGUGUCUAACGCCCCUCAGGAGCGGCGGAGUUGGGAGUUGUGUGUGGAGUUGGAUCAGGGCGUCCACAUGCUGUCCGUGUCCCGCUCUGGAAACAGUUACACAGUGGAGAUCGAUGGAGAGAAAGUAGAGGUGCAGGGAGACUGGAACCUGGCCUCUGUUCUCCUGCCCGUCACCGUUAACGGCACACACAGGACCCUACAGUGCCUGUCUAGAAAUGCAGCAGGAGAGAUCAGUCUGCAGUAUUUGGGCACUUCAUAUAAAGUACGUGUGUUGAGCAGACUGGCUGCGUCUCUGAAUAAACACAUGCCAGAGAAGGUUCCAGAAGACACCAGCAGUAUCCUGCGCUCACCUAUGCCUGGCACUGUGGUGGCAGUGUCUGUCAAACCUGGCGAUACGGUUGCAGAGGGACAGGAGAUAUGUGUUAUAGAAGCAAUGAAGAUGCAGAACAGUAUGACUGCUGCUAAGACUGCCAAGGUGAAGAGUGUUCACUGCAAACCUGGAGAAACCGUAGGAGAGGGUGAUCUACUGGUGGAACUGGAGUAAACAAAAACACCACGUUAGCCUUCAUCGCUUUUCACCCCCCCUACAGUAGGACAGAGACAAAGAGAGAGAGAGAGAGCACCAAACCACGUGGAAAACAAACCAACAAACGAGACACUAGUCGACUAGAUAGAACAUUCCCCUUGUUUUGUUUUUGUUUCACUUUCGUUUUUCUUCCAUUUCUUCCACGGUCCGUUUGGUAUCACACUCACACAUUUCCUUUGUUUGUUUGUUUGUUUGUUUGUUUGUUUCCCGCGUUGGACAUUGCGUGCGGGUAACUGUGCUCUCCACGUCUGUGCCUUGGCCUGUUUCUCUCCGGGCUCCCGUGUGACAUACGUACAUUUCCUCACCUCGAGGGUCGUUCGCGACGCGUCAGCGUCUUUUACAGCCGACGUGCAUCGCUGUCUCACUACACACUGCGGUUAAACACAGCUGUCGUCGUAUAAAACCGGACUCACGUUUUCACCACUUCUUCUCACGUGUUUUUUCUUGUUUUGUUUAGUUUUUGUUUUUUUUGUCUUCCUGUAGAAUUAGGUGGCUAUGGAUAGCUUAGUUUUACAUCAUACAUGUGUUUUUGCUAAAUUGGACCUGUAGAAUAGGACUUUUUUUUUUCCCUCAGUUGGAUUCAAACGGCAAUCCUAUAUUUUCUUGAUUUUUCUUUUUUUUUUCCUCUUUUGCCCCAAUACCCCUUUUUAAUGACUCAAGAUGGCCACAGUGUGCAUAAGUAGAGGUUGAGACAUUUUCUGUUCUUUCCCCUGUGCAUCCAAACGCACAUAAGCAGUAAAAUGGUAGCACUUGAAUGUUCAAAUUGAGGGUAGCUGAAUGCUGUCAGUAAGGACAAAGAAGCUGGAACGACUCCACAUAACAGCUUUUCACACUGGUCUUGGUAUAGCCCUGUGUGUGUGUGUGUGUGUGUGUGUGUGUGUGUGUGUGUGUGUGUGUAUGUGUGUGUCCACUGUGUAUAAACACAUCAGGAAUCAAAUCCGUUAUGAGCAGACAUGAGAAAGACUGGCAGAAACGAACAGAGAUAUUUUCAGAUAGGACUGAGGGUGACCGUAGGAUCAACAUGUAACGUAUUGAAUACGGAUCAAUGAUGUUUCUGGUCGAAGACCAACCUGUCACUCAAUCUGUGUCCUCUCUGUUUUAACAGAGUCAUUCAAACCCAGGAACUAUGUCUGUAAAAUGUUUUUGGAAUGAUUUUUUCCUUUUGUAAUAAUAAACAAAUAAUA
Molecule: messenger RNA, 3365 nt
Organism: Chanos chanos (milkfish)
Lineage: Eukaryota; Metazoa; Chordata; Actinopteri; Gonorynchiformes; Chanidae
Gene: pcca
Product: propionyl-CoA carboxylase subunit alpha
Exons: 23
Coding region: 4-2139 (711 amino acids)
Cellular component (GO): mitochondrion
Molecular function (GO): propionyl-CoA carboxylase activity; metal ion binding; ATP binding
Source: RefSeq, a predicted model, not a curated record